Symsagittifera roscoffensis is the source of this 2000-nucleotide messenger RNA. RefSeq names its product protein CFAP20DC-like. The transcript has a single exon. The record is from RefSeq and is a predicted model, not a curated record. The coding region runs from base 31 to 1866 and encodes 611 amino acids. NCBI's taxonomy places the organism in Eukaryota, Metazoa, Xenacoelomorpha, Acoela, Convolutidae.
UAAAAUGUCUCGCCUCUAGUGUAACAUGUGAUGUUUGGCGAUACGUUCCAAGGUGGGGCUGCUGUAGAUAUUUUGGUUGCUCAGGGAAAUGUCGCAGUUCCGACCUCUAUAAAAUCGAACUCAAGGUGCCAGCUAACGCGGUCUUACGAGCGGGACGUGAAAGGAAAUGUUUUCAUUUUAACUUCCAAAACAGGAUCCGUGCCUUGCCUCAACAUUCCGAGCGAGAAAUCUGCAUCAUUAAAAAUUGUACAGUCUAUUUUGUGUCUUCAACUUAACAUAUCACAGUCAUCGGAACUAACCGUUGAUGUAACUAUUUUCGACCAAGCUAACUCGAAAAGACGUCUCAGUUUUGCAACUGCUCACAAAGUGUCAGCAAUUACUCCUCUGCAUACGAAGUUGCCAUUGAAAAAUGUACCUAGAAAUUCAUGGUUCAUGAUAAAUAUUGACCUGCUUACGUUGACAUCUGGCUUAUACCCUGGACAUUCUUUCAAAUUCUUGGACUCACUGACAGUUAGCUCGAAAUGCAAAGUAAGGCGAAUAUUCACCGUUCGGGAUGUGAACUGUGCUUCAGAUUUGCCAAAAGCCGCUGAGUUUCCAUUCGGAGUCAAAUACGAAACUAAACUUAUUAAUUUCGAAUGUUACGAAGGAAUUUUGCUAUCGUCGCAACGAAUAAUACAUAGUGCACCAAAGAAGUUAAACCAAUCAGCAAACAACAUCAAAGCGGUUGCACCAAAUAAAGAAUUAAUAAAAAGUGAGGCAAUUAAAAAUGGUUCUUUUGAAUCAUUGGUUAGUAGUCAUGGAAGCGAAGAGCUGAAUAUAUCAGGCCGACAUGGAAUCUCCUCUGCUCCUGUCGGAAAGAGACCAAAUCAUUGUUCCGUAAACCCUCAACCGCCCGCUCCCUCGAAAAGUGGGAAAAGUAGCAGCAGAAUAAGAGCUCGAGUUUAUAGCAACGAGAAAGAACCGAAGCCUAGUGCGUCUCCUGACAACGCCAGCAAGGUUCCAGAAGCUCCGGUGCCGGAACCGCCUGUUUCAGAUCACGGCUUGUUCACGUUCUCCUCUAUGCCCCGAGUAGCUCCUGUUCCAGAGUCACCGUCUGUCAAACCUGUCUCGCCAUUUGAAGCAAAUAAUGUGGUCCAAAGUGCCAAAGACACUUAUAGUCCUGCAAAAGAGGGAAAAUCAGUUCCACAAAUUUCAAAGAAGUUUUCAGAUGCGUUCAAACUACAAAGUGGAGAAAACGAAAGAAAUAAGAGGAACGUUCAUCUGGCCGACGACGGUUUAGACGACGAGAAAGAAAACAUGGUGGAAAAGGAGAGAGAAUCAGGCGAAAUAACAGCCAGGACAAAUGUGCACACUCCUUCGGACUACGACUGGAGGAAUUACGCUCCACCGGACACUGGUCGCAGUGCCUCAUCAGUGGAACAGAGCAUGUUAAACUCUAUUUUAGAUCCCCAUUACCAAGAUGGAGAUACAGACAUACACAACCCCCUCUCAGCUUUAGAAGACUUGAGCAUGCAAUCAAGCAAGUACAAUUUGUCGUCUAGGCUAGACUACUUAAACAGCAAUAAAUCAACUCAGCUUAACGCAAUGGCGAGAGCGAAUAACCAUAAUUAUGACGAAGCAUCGUACCAGUUGCCCUCUUUGGAGAACUUUAGAUUAGGGAGGAACAACAAUGCAAUGAGAUCAAGUCCUCCGUUGAUGCUACAAAAUGAGCAGCUAGAAGAAUCAGAAAUGGAAAACAGAGAAAGAGAAAGGGACUCUUCGAACGUGAACAGUGAACCGGACGAGGAACUAGAGUUAAUCUACGACCCGGACUUGAACUGUUACUUUGACCCAGUCACUAAUAAAUACUAUGAACUGCGUACCUGAAAAUCAUUCCAAACAUGCCUUCUAACAUCAGUCAUUAUAGUUUAGAUUAAGUACUUUCUACUGUAGAUUUCAUAAACAUAGUUGUUUUCUAUUUAUUGCUCCAUAAUUCAGCUUUAUGAACUGAUUAUUUUCAA